Rhodofomes roseus is the source of this 672-nucleotide messenger RNA. RefSeq lists its product as uncharacterized. NCBI's taxonomy places the organism in Eukaryota, Fungi, Basidiomycota, Agaricomycetes, Polyporales, Fomitopsidaceae. The transcript is spliced from 4 exons. The record is from RefSeq and is a predicted model, not a curated record. The coding region runs from base 1 to 672 and encodes 223 amino acids.
AUGCGACUUGCUCCCAUGGACCCCUCCGAGACGGGACCAGCGCCUGCGCCUGCGGACUCUGCACCUCGUGCGGAGCACGACAACGACGCCGCUGACAACCUCGAGGGGGACGUGUCCGCGGAGGAAGUGUACGUUGCUACUCAAGUAUAUUCCAUUGGCCGCCCCGUCCGAGUUGACCCCUUGAACACGAUCCAGGACAUUCUCUUUGCCCUCCCCACUGACGAAAGGCCGGCCACUGUGCCCUCAGUCGCACCCUUCGCUCCUUCCUCCGUCAGGCGCACCAUCACCCCCACAAUCCAGUUGGCCUCCCCGACACCGCCACCAUCACCAAGGCGACCACGCCCGCUGCCACGCCCUCCUGUUGAAGUAGUCGCUGCCACGGCUUCUACCGCAGUUACUCCCGCGUCGUACACGCCUAUUUUCAAGCCAUACAGUCCGAAGGUCAAGACGUGGUAUGUCAUAUGGAAGGGCAUCAGAGUUGGAAUCUUCACAUCGUGGGGAGAGACAUCCGGUUAUGUACUUGGGGUCUCACGAGCGGCGCACAAAAGUUUCAGCAGCUACGAAGAGGCUGUUUGUGAGUGGGAACAGCAGGAGGCCCUUGGUGGGGUUAUGGAGCUGCCUGGCCCUGUCCCGAGGCUUCUGACUGAUUCGACUGUGCAUGUUAUCCAAUGA